AUGCAGUCCUUCAGUGGUCGGCGGCUGAGGGCGUCGGUCCUCUGGCCUUCGGUUAACCGAGCAUGGAUUUGGAGAGUUCCCCUCACCAGUGUCAGAAGGUGCAUUGCUUCAGCUGCAGCCGCAAGGAUCCUCUUUUUUUUGUCAGAAUCAUGUAGUUGCCACAAGAAACAGAAUUGGUCUCAAAGCAUUUGCCCUCCCCAAAAAACCGAUGACUUGCAUCAUAUCGUUCACCUCAUCACCUCAGCGCGCCUGCACUUCACCCUGGCCCAGUCGCCCAUGUCUCUCCGUCCAUCUUAUCUCUCUCCCUUCUCCUCACCGCCUCGCGCGCACCCGGCGCGCGCGCGCGCGCAGGCGCCCGCCUGCCAGGUGCUCGAGCGCUUAGCUGCAUCGCCCCACGCAGCCGGCCACAUCGCCGGUCCCACGUCGAGCUGCUUCGAAGGUGUUUGGAGUGGUGGCACGAUCCGUGGGAGCAAGAUCUUCUGGAACUGCGACGAUCUCAUCACCGACGUCCAGUUGAAGGGACCGUCCAUCCUCUCCACGCUGUGCGUGGACAAACAAGGCCGACAGAUGAACUGCUGGGCACGGCUGGUGCACCCCGAGCUGCUGCGCUGGGACUUCGGAGAAGAGUGGCUUCGCGAGGACGUGGCCGAGAAGGACUCGACCGCGGGCCUGCCGACGCUCUCCUUGGCGGCGAUGCAGACGGAGGAGGCCUCAGGGUAUCCGCCAGAGGCUGCAGAGUCCGCGCCCGUUCCCCUGGAGGACGCUUCUUCGGUCGCUUUUUGGGGGUGGAUCUAUGGGGUGAUUGUCACCGGAGACUGGGAAAAGGCACGACCUUGGAUUCUGGUGUCAGGCUCGACUGAAGACCGGCCCGGUCCCCCAUAUCCAUAG
This is a messenger RNA of Durusdinium trenchii, 888 nucleotides long. Lineage: Eukaryota; Dinophyceae; Suessiales; Symbiodiniaceae. The record is from the annotation of a GenBank genome assembly.